AUGAGUUUCACCAAACUACUACUGUCCACCAGGUGGUUCUCCAAGAAGUUAAGCCCCGUCGAGCCCCUACAAACCUCAGCGGGUAGCGACAUAGUUUCCGCCUCAGUUAUCUCUAGGCCACGGUUUGACGAACUUCCAUUGAAACAGGGCCACCCGAAGGGCUCCGCCUGGGGGCUCUGGGGGGACCACGAUGAGCGGGGAACGUUGAAUUUGAUCACCGAGGAUAUUGUGCGCGCUGCUUCGGCGGAGCUUAUACAAGGAAGAGUUGUAAACUUGAACCUUCCUCUGGAUGUUCCACUUAAGCCGAUGAAUCCCCGCAGAAAGCCCUGCGCGCACAAUUUGAUUGCCAAAGGACAUGCCAACGAUGAUGAGCUCGAUUUCAACACGCAAAGUUCGAGUCACUGGGAUGGGCUACGGCAUUUCCCGUACUCCGAAUCCAAACAAUUCUACAAUGGAGUUGUCCAGGACGAGAUCUCGUCUAGUCAUAAGAUCGGUAUCCAAAACAUCGCGGAAAAGCCAAUUGUGACCCGCGGGGUGCUUCUUGAUUGGUAUGCAUAUGCUCAGCGAAAGGGCCUUCCACAUCGACCGUUCACAAACCAGGCCAUUCCUCUUGAGGAGUUGCUCGAGGUUGCCCGGGAGCAGCAAGUCACCUUUCGCCGAGGAGACAUUCUUGUUAUCCGUACAGGCUGGACGGCGGCAUAUUCGCGGCUAAGUGAUGCCGAGAAGAAGCGCCUGGGAGGGCGCGAUGAUCGUGCAUCCUGUGGGGUUGAAGCUACGGAGGCAGCGAUCCGAUGGCACUGGGAGCAAGAGUUUUCUGCUGUCGCCAGUGACACCGUGGCGUAUGAAGAAUGGCCAUCACCGAAACCAUGGGGCGUUUGUAUGCACGAGGUUUUCCUGAGCGGAUGGGGAAUGCCCAUAGGCGAGUGUUGGGAUUUGGAAGGGCUAAGUGAAACUUGUAGAGAGCUCGGCCGUUGGACGUUCAUGCUCACGAGCCAACCUCUCAACCUCCCUGGAGGUGUUGCCAGUCCGCCUAAUGCCACUGCAAUCUUUUAA
Molecule: messenger RNA, 1053 nt
Organism: Aspergillus oryzae RIB40
Lineage: Eukaryota; Fungi; Ascomycota; Eurotiomycetes; Eurotiales; Aspergillaceae
Exons: 5
Coding region: 1-1053 (350 amino acids)
Molecular function (GO): arylformamidase activity
Source: RefSeq, a predicted model, not a curated record